Messenger RNA from Rhipicephalus microplus (southern cattle tick), 1868 nucleotides. RefSeq lists its product as uncharacterized. NCBI's taxonomy places the organism in Eukaryota, Metazoa, Arthropoda, Arachnida, Ixodida, Ixodidae. Gene Ontology annotation, biological process: regulation of gene expression. The record is from RefSeq and is a predicted model, not a curated record. Gene Ontology annotation, cellular component: nucleus.
CUUUACAUAACACUUAAAAUGGACAACAAUGUGUUCAUUCAUGGUCACGCCGGAAUGCUGCAAUAGUGUUCCAGUGCAGCUAUGGCCCAAUUCAAUGGCCUACUUUCCCAAAACGUGUAUUGCUAUUAUAGCUUCACUUGAACACAAGCAGCAUCGCAAAUGCUGCUGCUGUGCAUGGCAAGCCCCUGUCACGAGAAUGGACAGCGAACUGUCAACAAAGAACAGUUUCGCUUCUAAAAAAUGCGGACAGGUUGCGCUAGUGGUGGAGGGUGGGACUAACAGUGGAGCUUGUGGCCAUCCUAGAUUAGUAGCAAGGUAUUAAUUAGCAUAGUGUUAAUAAGCAGUGAUCUUAUGCAGCAGUCAUAACUAGAAAUACACUAAAUGACAAUAUUAAUUAACUUGGUAAUACCAUGAUCUUACUAGGCGAGUUCAUAACUAGCUGGGUUCUCUCUUUGUUGCUAUGUUUUCCUUUCUCUUUCUUUUUCUCCUUUAACUAUUAUCUGUCCUGUGCUUCUCUUUUUUUUCCCUCACAAAGCACACCCAUUGAAGAUAUGCUUACAUUGCCAUCGUGCCUACCUCAAUGCAUGCACUGGCCACAGGCUUUAUUAUCUGCCACAUUACUAGGCGGUAUACAGAAAUUGUACUAUAACUAUUCUCACUUCUUAAAUGUAUAUCAUCAAAAGCAAGCUGUCUUUAUUAAUAGUUCAUCCAAAGAUCAAAAACUGGGCAGCAAAAGUGUGCUCGGGCUGACUUAUUCUAACGCAUGGGCUUAGCACAGCCUAUAGUUUUCUGGUAGUGCAAAAAGUUGAAGCGGAAAGAUGAAACAUCUCCGCUAAUAAAAAGUUUUUCUCUCAUUCUUGCAGAUCAUUCGGACCAGGGACUUAUAGCCCUUGUUAAGGAAGAGCCGAUUGAUGUUGUCGUUCACAACGAGUCUGGCACAUUUGUCGAGAGCGGAAGCUGCCAAGUGAUGAGCAGUUGCCAGGACGUCGUCGCUGAGCAGCCACCGAGAGAAGUCCCCGAGCAGCCAGCGAGAGCAGCCGACGAUAUACGCAUAGUCGGAAGUCUCCGUCGGUGCGAAUGCAAGCUCUGUCACUUGGUCUUCAACACUGAUCAACGCCUGCUCCAGCACUCCGUGGUACAUGCUCGAGAGUGGAAGUUCUGGUGCAGGCAGUGUGGUGCCAGCUUUCCACAAAGUGAGGCCCUCGAGGAGCACGAAAGGACGCACAUAGACAAGCAGCAGCUCCGUUGUCUCAUCUGCUACAGGCGCUUCGGUGAAACAACCCGACUUCACAAACACUUGUGGCAUCAUGUGAAGCAGCAGCAGACACACUACUGCCACCUAUGCUCCAUGACGUUUCCCUUGCGGGCGCAGCUAUCGAGGCACCUACGCAUCCACGAAAGGAGCGCGCACUUUCGCUGCGACGAGUGCAAUGCCGCUUUCACCUUCGAGGUGGAGCUGACGAGACAUCGGGCUACACAUGAGAAAGGACGGCAUUUCCAGUGUCUCGAGUGCCCAAAGUCCUUCGUAUACAAGUGCCACCUCCAAGAUCACCUGGUACCGCACACAGUUGAGCGGCGGUUCAGCUGCAGCCUUUGCACGAAGAGGUUCUGGCGCAAGGGCGAAUUAGCCAGGCACAUGCCAAAGUGCCCGAACAAAACGAAUGCCCAGCCCCCACAUUCAGAGGCUUAGUCCCCUGCGUAUAUUAGUGGACUUCUGAGCAUUCGUUUGCGUCUGCCAGAUAUGUAAUCUGUGUAAAUUACCCUGAUGGAAAUAAACUGAUUGCAUUAUUUUUUAAUCGCAUGCAAGGGCAGGAUGAUAGUCUGUGAGAUAGCCGAGGCAUAAUAAAUUGUAGGCGCCUCAUCUCUUA